Molecule: messenger RNA, 1093 nt
Organism: Polychytrium aggregatum
Lineage: Eukaryota; Fungi; Chytridiomycota; Chytridiomycetes; Polychytriales
Exons: 2
Coding region: 215-877 (220 amino acids)
Source: RefSeq, a predicted model, not a curated record
GACACCUGAGCCAGUCUCGGCAGCAUCGUCCGGCCCGAUCCUGCCCUCGCCGUCGCUCGCGUCCUUGCGUCCUUCAAAGAAAGCAAAACUCCAUGUCAACCCGGCUCAAGAUUCCCCGGUCGCCGCCCUCUCUCGAUCCAGCCGGCUGGGCGAGUUCAAGCGGGGCGCUGCCAGCCGCAGCGACCGGGGCAUUUUUUCGAAUCGGCAGCGCGGGAUGAUCCGCCAAGCACUGAACAGCCGGAUCCCGCCGCCGACCCUGGCUGCACCCCGGCGGAAGAAAGAUGCGUCGUGGUACAUCGAGCCGGUGGUCUCUGGCUGGGACCAGGAGCUCGAGUGGUGCUUUGCUGGCCUGGCUGCCACGAGGCAGGAGUGGCAGGGGUAUGUCCCCUGUCCAGGCGCAUCAUGGGACUGGAGCCAGGAUACGGACCUUGCAUCUCCCGCACCCAAUCACGACACCGGCGUUGAAGGACAGGGCCCUCGUCUCAGGCACCAGGCGCCCGCCUUGCCACACACAGCCGCUGUCGAGACCAGAGACCACGGCGGCCCAUUGACAAGCAUCGAAUACGUCGAGUCCGAGAUCCGUACGACUAUAUCCGAAGCUUCUCUGGCAGAGACCGCCCUCGAGAAUGAAAUGGAUGCAGUGGCUGAGGAACUUGCGGAUCCGGCGGGCAGCGCGCUUACCGACGGUGCGACCGCCGCCGAAGCAGCCAUCCAAGCCGACGCUGUGAUCGGGCCGCUCGACAUGGCAUCGACAGAGAAGAUCGUGGUGCUGCCCAGCGCCCGUCUGCCUCUCUCGCCAAACUCCCCAAGCUCGCCUGGCGCCCUCCCAAACACGGCAAACGACGCAUCGUUCAUUGCCUCUCCGCCCCGCGCCUGAUCGACUGUCGCAGUAACGCCCAACUCCAAACUCCUUCAUCUAUCGGUGCCCUCGUCCGGAUCUUCUCCCACCCUUUGGCGUUUCCGUCCUUGCUUCUGUUAUUUCUCCCUCCCCUCCUUUUGCAACUACGAUAUGCAUAUCGCGCUUGCGCUUCCCCCACCCCCUCCUCCCAAAUCAGCUCCGACAGAAGCUCCGCCAGCAAGGCUUGUCGAGUAU